AUGAAACCAGAAAUUGAACAAGAAUUAUCUCAUACUUUAUUGACAGAGCUUUUAGCUUAUCAAUUUGCUUCACCAGUUAGAUGGAUUGAAACUCAAGAUGUAUUUUUAAAACAACAUAAUACUGAAAGAGUUAUUGAAAUUGGACCAUCUCCAACUUUAGCAGGUAUGGCUUCAAGAACAAUUAAGGCUAAAUAUCAAUCAUAUGAUGCAGCAUUAUCAUUACAACGUCAAGUUUUAUGUUAUUCAAAAGAUGCUAAAGAGAUUUAUUAUACUCCAGAUCCAGAAGAACCAAAAGUUGAACAACCAAAAGAAGAUAAGGUCAAAGAAUCAGCCCCAGUACAAGCAGUAGAACAAAAAGCAGCUGUAUCAGCAGCUCCUCAAUCUACAGUAGCAGCAGCUUCAAUUCCAGAUGAACCCGUUUCGGCUUCAUUAUUAAUUCAUGUUUUAGUUGCACAAAAAUUGAAAAAACCUUUGGAAGCUGUUCCAAUGUCAAAAGCUAUUAAAGAUCUUGUUAAUGGUAAAUCGACUGUUCAAAAUGAAAUAUUAGGAGAUUUAGGUAAAGAAUUUGGAUCAACACCCGAAAAGCCAGAAGAAACUCCAUUGACUGAAUUAGCAGAACAAUUUCAAGGUACUUUUUCAGGAUCAUUAGGUAAAACUUCAACAUCUUUAAUUGGUAGAUUAAUGUCUUCUAAAAUGCCAGGAGGAUUUUCAAUAACAAUUGCAAGAAAAUAUUUGGAAUCAAGAUAUGGUUUUGGACCAGGUAGACAAGAUUCAGUAUUAUUAACUGCUUUGUGUAAUGAACCGGCAACAAGAUUAGGUUCAGAAGCUGAUGCAAAGACAUUUUUGGAUGAUAUUGCUGGUAAAUAUGCAACUCAUGCAGGUAUUUCAUUAUCAUCACCAACUUCAUCAAGUUCAUCUCAAAAUUCAGCUGUUGUUGAUUCUGCAGCUUUAGACGCAUUAACAGCAGAAAAUAAAAAAUUAGCAAAACAACAAUUAGAAACUUUAGCAAGAUAUCUUCAAGUAGAUUUAAAUAAAGGAGAGAAAUCAUUUAUUAAAGAAAAAGAAGCAACUUCAGUUUUACAACAAGAAUUAGAUUUAUGGGAAGCAGAACAUGGUGAAUUUUAUGCCAAAGGUAUUAAACCAGCUUUUUCACCAUUGAAAUCUAGAACUUAUGAUUCAUAUUGGAAUUGGGCAAGACAAGAUGUUUUAUCAAUGUGGUAUGAUAUUAUUUUUGGUAAAUUGACUUCAGUUGAUAGAGAAACUAUUAAUCAAUGUAUUCAAAUUAUGAAUAGAUCAAAUCCAACGUUAAUUAAAUUCAUGCAGUAUCAUAUUGAUUUGUGUCCUGAAUAUCGAGGUGAAACUUAUAGGUUAGCCAAGAGAUUAGGUGAACAAUUGAUGGAUAAUUGUAAACAAGUCAUCGAUCAAGAUCCAGUUUAUAAAGAUGUUACAAGAAUUACAGGUCCAAAAACUACUGUUGGUGCUAAAGGUGAUAUUGUUUAUGAAGAAGUUAAUAAAGAUUCAGUUAGAAAAUUUGAACAAUAUGUUUACGAAAUGGCUCAAGGUGGUUCAAUGACUAAGAUUAAACAACCAACUAUUCAAGAAGAUUUAGCUAGAGUUUAUAAAGCUAUAACAAAGCAAGCUUCAAGAGAUAGUAAAUUAGAAUUACAAAAAGUUUAUGAACAAUUAUUGAAAGUUGUUGAUAAAUCUAAGGAAAUAGAGGUUUUACAUAGUACAAAAGAUGCAUUAGCUAUCCCUACUGGAACUAAUACACCAGAAGAUGAAUUAUCCACUGCUUCUGAUGAUGAUGAGAUUGCUUCUUUACCUGAUAAGACUUCAAUUAUUCAACCUGUAUCUUCAACUGUUCCUCCACAAACAAUUCCAUUUUUACAUAUACAAAGCAAGAAUUCUGGUCAAUGGGAAUAUGAUCGUAAAUUAUCUUCAAUUUAUCUCGAUGGUUUGGAAUCAGCAGCUAUUAAUGGUUUAACUUUCAAAGAUAAAUAUGUUUUACUUACAGGAGCUGGUGCUGGCUCUAUUGGUGCUGAAAUUUUACAAGGUUUAAUAAGUGGUGGUGCUAAAGUAGUAGUUACUACAUCACGUUUUUCCAAAAAAGUCACUGAGUAUUAUCAAAAUAUGUAUGCUAGAUAUGGAGCUGCUGGUUCUACAUUGGUGGUUACUCCAUUUAAUCAAGGAUCCAAACAAGAUGUUGAUGCUUUAGUUAAUUAUAUUUAUGAUAAAAAAUCAGGUUUAGGUUGGGAUUUAGAUGUUAUUAUUCCAUUUGCAGCUAUUCCAGAAAAUGGUAAUGGUAUUGAUAAUAUUGAUUCAAAAUCAGAAUUUGCUCAUAGAAUUAUGUUAACCAACUUAUUAAGAUUAUUAGGUGCUGUCAAAUCUAAAAAGAAUACAGAUACAAGACCAGCUCAAUGUAUUUUACCUUUAUCACCUAAUCAUGGAACAUUUGGAUUUGAUGGAUUAUAUUCAGAAUCAAAAAUAUCUUUAGAAACUUUAUUUAAUAGAUGGUAUUCAGAAGACUGGGGAACUAAAUUAACUAUUUGUGGUGCAAUAAUUGGAUGGACUAGAGGUACUGGUUUAAUGAGUGCCAAUAAUAUUAUUGCUGAAGGUAUUGAAAAAUUAGGUGUAAGAACUUUUUCACAAAAAGAAAUGGCUUUCAAUAUUUUAGGUUUAUUAACUCCCGAUAUUAUUAAAUUAUGUCAAGAGAAUCCAAUCAUGGCUGAUUUGAAUGGUGGUUUACAAUUUAUUGAUAAUCUUAAAGAAUUCACUUCAAAAUUAAGAAAUGAUUUAACUGAAAAUGCUGAUAUUAGAAGAGCUGUCUCUAUUGAAACUGCAAUUGAACAAAAAGUUAUUAAUGGUGAUAAUGUUGAUGCUAAUUAUUCUAAAGUUACAGUUCAACCAAGAGCUAAUAUGAAAUUUGAUUUCCCAACUUUGAAAUCAUAUGAACAAAUUAAAGAAAUUGCUCCUGAUUUAGAAGGUAUGUUAGAUUUAGAAAAUGUUGUUGUUGUUACUGGUUUUGCGGAAGUUGGACCAUGGGGUAAUUCAAGAACAAGAUGGGAGAUGGAAUCUAAAGGUGAAUUCUCAUUAGAGGGAGCUAUUGAAAUGGCAUGGAUCAUGGGUUUGAUUAAAUACCAUAAUGGUUUAUUAAAAGGUCAACCAUAUAGUGGAUGGAUUGAUGCUAAAACUCAAGCUCCUGUUGAUGAUAAAGAUAUUAAAGAAAAAUAUGAAGAAGAAAUAUUAGAACAUUCAGGAAUUAGAUUGAUUGAACCAGAAUUAUUCCAUGGAUACGAUCCAAAGAAAAAACAAAUGAUUCAAGAAGUUGUUAUUCAACAUGAUUUGGAACCUUUUGAAUGUUCAAAAGAAACUGCAGAUCAAUAUAAACAUGAGCAUGGUGAUAAAUGUGAAGUAUUUGAAAUUGAAGAAAGUGGUGAAUAUAGUGUAAGAAUUUUGAAGGGAGCAACUUUAUUUGUUCCAAAAGCUUUGAGAUUUGAUAGGUUAGUUGCUGGUCAAAUUCCUACUGGAUGGGAUGCUAGAACUUAUGGUAUUCCAGAAGAUACUAUUAAUCAAGUCGAUCCAAUUACUUUAUAUGUUCUUGUUGCUACAGUGGAAGCUUUAUUAUCAGCAGGUAUAACCGAUCCAUAUGAAUUUUAUAAAUAUGUACAUGUAUCAGAAGUUGGUAAUUGUUCAGGUUCAGGUAUGGGUGGUGUUAGUGCACUUAGAGGUAUGUUCAAAGAUAGAUAUGCAGAUAAACCAGUUCAAAACGAUAUUUUACAAGAAUCAUUCAUCAAUACUAUGGCUGCUUGGGUAAAUAUGUUAUUAUUAUCUUCAUCUGGUCCAAUAAAAACACCCGUUGGAGCUUGUGCUACUGCAGUUGAAUCAGUUGAUAUUGGUAUUGAAACUAUUUUAUCGGGUAAAGCUAAAGUUGUCAUGGUAGGAGGUUAUGAUGAUUUCCAAGAAGAAGGAUCUUAUGAAUUCGCUAAUAUGAAUGCAACUUCAAAUGCUGAAGAUGAAUUUAAACAUGGUAGAACACCAAAAGAAAUGUCAAGACCAACUACAACAACUAGGAAUGGGUUUAUGGAAGCACAAGGUUCUGGUAUUCAAGUUAUUAUGACUGCUGAUUUAGCAUUAAAAAUGGGAGUUCCAAUUCAUGCUGUUUUAGCAAUGACUGCAACAGCAACUGAUAAGAUUGGUAGGUCAGUUCCAGCUCCAGGUAAAGGUAUUUUAACCACUGCUAAAGAACAUCAUGGUGAAUUGAAAUAUCCAUCACCAUUAUUAAACAUUAAAUAUAGAAAAAGACAAUUAUCAAAAAGAUUAGAUCAAAUUAAAAUGUGGGAAGAAUCUGAAUUAAAUAAUUUACAAGAUGAAGCAGAAUUAGCUAAAGAUGAAUUUGGAUCAAACUUUAUUAUGGAAGAAUUCAUUAAAGAAAGAGCUGAAGAAAUAUAUAGAGAAUCUAAAAGACAAGUUUCAGAUGCUAAAAAACAAUGGGGUAAUUCAUUUUAUAAAUCUGAUCCUAGAAUUGCACCAUUGAGAGGUUCAUUAGCUACUUUUAACUUAACUAUUGACGAUAUUGAUGUUGCUUCAUUCCAUGGUACUUCAACUGUUGCAAAUGACAAAAACGAAUCUGCCACUAUUAAUAGUAUGAUGAAACAUUUGGGUAGAUCUGAAGGUAAUCCAGUAUUUGGUGUUUUCCAAAAGUAUCUUACUGGUCAUCCAAAAGGUGCUGCAGGUGCUUGGAUGUUGAAUGGUGCUAUUCAAAUAUUAGAAUCGGGUAUUGUUCCAGGUAAUAGAAAUGCUGAUAAUGUUGAUAAAGUAUUAGAACAAUAUGAAUAUGUUUUAUAUCCAUCAAGAUCCAUUCAAACCGAUGGUAUUAAAGCGGUAUCCAUUACAUCGUUUGGGUUUGGACAAAAAGGUGCUCAAGCGGUUGUUGUUCAUCCUGAUUAUUUGUAUGCUGUAUUGGAUAGAUCAACUUAUGAAGAUUAUGCCUCAAGAGUUGCAGCAAGAAAUAGAAAAACUUAUAGAUAUAUGCAUAAUGCUAUCACAAGAAAUACAAUGUUUGUUGCAAAAGAUAAAGCUCCUUAUGGUGAUGAGUUAGAACAACCUGUUUAUUUAGAUCCAUUAGCAAGAGUUGAAAAAACUAAAUCAGAAUUGAAAUUUUCAUCAAAAGGUAUUCAAUCAAAUAAAUCUUACAUUAGUGAAAUCUCAAACAAAACUGCAAAAGCUUUAUCGACUUUAAAUAAAACAUCAAAAGGAGUUGGUGUUGAUGUUGAAUUAUUAUCCGAAUUAAAUUUAAAUAAUGAAACAUUUGUAUCAAGAAAUUUCACUUCAGGGGAAAUUGAAUAUUGCAAUAAAUCAUCAAAUCCUCAAGCUUCAUUUACUGGAACAUGGUCUGCUAAAGAAGCUACAUUUAAAGCUUUAGGAGUCAAAUCUCAAGGUGGUGGUGCUAGUUUAAUUGAUAUUGAAAUUGUUAGAGAUGAUAAUAAUGCUCCAAAAGUGAGACUUACAGGAGCAGCUGCUAUAGCCGCUAAGGAAGCUGGUGUUAAAUGUGUCAAUGUUUCAAUAUCUCAUGAUGAUUUUCAAGCUACUGCUGUUGCUUUAAGUGAGUUUUAG
This is a messenger RNA of Lodderomyces pseudojiufengensis, 5613 nucleotides long. It is a transcript of the gene FAS2, whose product is annotated as trifunctional fatty acid synthase subunit. The record is from RefSeq and is a predicted model, not a curated record. Gene Ontology annotation, cellular component: fatty acid synthase complex. Bases 1 to 5613 code for a protein of 1870 amino acids. The transcript has a single exon. Gene Ontology annotation, biological process: long-chain fatty acid biosynthetic process. NCBI's taxonomy places the organism in Eukaryota, Fungi, Ascomycota, Pichiomycetes, Serinales, Debaryomycetaceae. Gene Ontology annotation, molecular function: magnesium ion binding; fatty acid synthase activity; 3-oxoacyl-[acyl-carrier-protein] synthase activity.